AUGCACUCGGCAACGGCUUCUCCCUAUUCCGAGCCAACUCCGGCUGAAGCCGAGUGCCUCGAGCACUACGAAAACAACCUGCAGACGCAUAAAGAUGAGCGCGACUCAAUCCAGAAGAAGACGUUCACAAAAUGGGUGAAUAAACACUUAAACAAGGCCGACCACCGGGCGAUAGAUGAUCUUUUCGAGGGGCUGAGGGACGGGCUGAACCUCAUCUACCUACUUGAAGCGUUGACUGGACAUAGAAUUCCUCGCGAGAAGAGCGUGAAGACGCAAUUCCACCGAGUGCAAAACGUACAGAACUGUCUGACGUACCUGCGCGAGAGAUCAAUACGGCUCGUCAACAUCCGGGCCGAGGACAUCGAGGAGGGCAAUGGGAAGCUGACGCUCGGGUUGAUAUGGACGAUUAUUUUGAAUUUCCAGGUCUCCCAAGUCCACCGGCCAAAGCACGAGAACGGAAACGGAAACGCCGACACGCUUCAGACCUACGAAGCGGUGCACGGGAAUGCGACUGGGAAGACGGCCAGAGAGGCACUGUUGGAGUGGGCGCAAGAGGCAACGGAUGGCUACCCACAAGUCCGGGUUUCCAAUUUCGGAUCUUCUUGGAGAGACGGCCUCGCGUUCAACGCUAUUCUACAUCGAUACCGACCACAUCUGGUCCAGUGGAGCCACGUCAUCUCCUCCGGCCGCUCAAACUUGGAACGACUGGAGCAUGCCUUCGCCCUCGCGGAGCGGGAGUUUGGAGUCACUCGGCUUAUGGACCCUGAGGACUUCGAGUCAACGAACGUCGACGAAAAGUCGGUAAUCACCUACGUGUCGUCGCUGCACAACGCCCUCCCCCCGCUCCCCGAGCUGUCAAAGUUCUGGCACGAGUGCCUGCUGGCCUCCGUUCGUCUACAGCGCAUCGAGUCGGAGUACAUCCACGAGGCCCAGUCAUGGCUCACCUGGGUACACGAUACAACUGAAGCAGCCGACUGCCGCCUUUUUGUCGGAACUCCAGAAGGGCUAUGGGCUGAGGUUGAACAACUUCGAGCCGUUCAUCUACCCCAAAAAGCCGACGAGCUCGAGAAACUGGAGCACAUCUACGCCGGACUCCUCGAGCAGAUCGGAGCCGACAAAAUCGAGAUUGAGCACGAGCUCCAGGGACCCGCUCUCAGGGCCCAGUGGCUGGCGCUCAACGCUGCGAUUGACCGCCGACAGGCCCUGCUGGAUGAACGGGCUCAUGCACAGACGAACACCUCCGAUCUGCUGAGUCGGCUGAAGCGGGGCUGUGAAAUUGUCGGGGAAAAGUUGGAUAUUGUACUCGUCGACAUCGAGUCACUUGAGAAAGUGUUGGAAAGGUUGCCACCGAGUGAAUUGGAGCGUAAGAUAAACCAGCUCCUCGACGCACUCACGCAGCUCUCCGACCCGAUCGAACUGCUAGACAAAGAUGUGGAUGAGCUAGACGCGUUGCGACAUCCUGAUGCGGUGUUUUAUCGCAAGAAAGUCGUCGCCCUCGAACAACGACGCCAACAAUACAUCGAACGCCUCAAGUUCCGCAUCGCCGACAGACUUGCCGCCCGCACAGAAACCAUCCGCCUGGAGCAGAGCAGACGCACAGAAGCCGCCCGGGCUUCAUCUUUCUCGCGAGUUGAAGAGGCGAUCAGAUGGGUCCGAGAGUAUUCGGAUCGCAUCCAUCGCAUCCACUUUGUCGACGGGCUUGAACUGCUAGAAGAAGCGUUUGAUCAGCACAAGAUUGACAAUAGGGAUAUUCAAGACUAUCGGCAGUCGGUGGAUCAGUGUAUUGCAAGACAGAACGACGUCUCCGCCGAGGACACCCACACCUACUACAACCUCCUCCGAUCCCUCGAGAGCGAGUACCAACAGCUUCGCGACUAUUCUGCAGGCAGAAUGCUUGAUCUCGACUCCCUGAUCGCCUUCGUCCGCGCCGCCCAGAUCGAACUUUGCUGGCUAUCCGAACGCGAGGAGAUCGAGGUCACCCGUGAUUGGGGAGACGUCGAUCGGCUGGACCUGCCCGUGCUCCAGAAUCACAGCAAGAAGCUCAGGCAUGAGAUGGAGCUCAGGGAGAAGCAGUUCACGGAGGUGCACAAUAGGGGAGCCGCGCUGGUCAAUCAGGGACAUCCGGCGGUUGAAGUUAUUGAGGGUUACCUACGGACGAUGACGACGCAAUGGGAUUGGCUUCGCGGGUUGACGCAUGCGCUUGAUGUUCAUCUGAAGGAUGCAUUGGAUUAUAAGACGAUCCUCGAAGAAGCUAAGCUCACCGAACAACGCCUUGAUGAACAGCUUCAACAGCUCAGCUCCAGCUACUCGGCCACAGACUACGGCCCGGAAGAUGGGGAGCGCGAGCUGAACGAGUUGCAGAGAAUCAAGGACAUCCUCAACAAAUACAACAACACUGUGCAGCAGCUCGCCGAGCAGGCCAAGCACAUCUCGCCGCUUUGGCAGCGAAACGAGCGUAUCCAACGACCCCAGCCCGUUCAGGCCCUAAUCGAUUACGACACGAUAAGAUCGGGAGAUCAAGUUUCGCUUGUUGAUUCCGCGGACACGAUACGGUGGAUGGUACGCGAUGUAACGAGAAAGGAAGUGGCGGUCCCGUCUGUCGUUUUCCGUCUUCCACCCCCGGAUACGAAGCUGAACACCAGGAUCGCGAGGAUGAUCCAGAGAACAGAGGCACUGGGCCAGUUAUGGGCUCAGAAACACCGCCAUGUGCGAUAUCACAUGUUCACCAACACCAUGGCCACGAUACAGACCUGGGACAUCGAGCAAUUCGAAGGAUUUGAUGAGGAGAGGAGGGCACAGGUCAUCGGCGCCCUUGACGAUGACAUCCGCCGUCUCAUCGCUGAACUCGGGCCAAACGACCCUCUGACCCUCAAACUCCGCGCCGAACUCCGCGCCACCAAAGACGCCUUCCGCCAGCUCGAACACCGCGCCCAGCGCACCCCAGAGCCCGACUUCAGCGAGCAGUUCGACCAACAAAUCGCCUUCGCCCUCCGCCGCCUCGACGACAGCUGGCGCACCCUCAUCGAGAGGGUCGGAAGACCUGUAGACCGUUCCAAGGAACAGCUUGAAAAGUCGCUCCUCGAGCACAAGCAGUUCGAGGAGAGCCUCCAGGCCCUGGAUCCUGAGGUGGCCUCCUUGAAGUCGUUGUAUCAACAGUUGAACGACCCCACAACAGCACAGAGGCUAAACCACGAAAAGUUGGAUGAUCUCUGGGAGAACUUGUGGGAUUUGGCGAAGAUGUACGUCGCCCGGAUCAAGGUGCUGGAGUCUGUACUGCUUGGUAUUGAGCAGUUCUCGGAUAUUGUGAAAACACACGAGGUAGCAUUGUGUAGUCAGGAUGACCUCCCCGCUGAUGUGCCGGUUUUGACGAGAGAACACGCCGGACUCGUCGAAAGGAAGAUGAUCCUGAACCAGCAGCAGUCGUUGCUGGAUGCGCUGAACCAAAAAGUUGCACAUCUACGCCAGCACGUCAUCAGAACCAGAAGAGACGUAUCGUCACACCCCGACGUCGACAGGGUAGAAGAAGAUGCUCAGCAGCUGAACGUACGCUGGGAUAAUGUCGGGAAUCAAGUUGUCGAUCGCCUGGAUACACAGGAGAGGAACCUGCAGCUCAUGCUUGUGUUUAGGACCGAGAUUGAGCACGAGUUCAGCUGGCUGAACAAGGUGGAGCGGACGAUAUCGGAGUUGCGACGGCCGGAGGAGCUAUCAGCGGAUCGGAUACAAGACCAGCUCGAUGUUCUCGCCGCCGAAUAUUCACAACUUCAAGAACGUACCGUGCAAAUCGAGCACUUGAACCGCGAGGGCGGCAAGUACAUUCGGGAUGCAAAAUCGCACGAUUUACGGCUAGAUCAGUACAUCGAUUCUGUGACGCGAGUCCAUGGAUCAGGAAUUCGGGCCAGUUUUUCGAGAUCUGAGCCCCAGCCCAAAAAUGGAGCACGAACUAUCUCCGAGGAGCUCGACCAGUUGAACAAACGGUUUGCUCAGCUCUGCUCCUUAAUUCUAGAAAAACAGAACAAGGUCCAAAUUGUCGUCCAGACCUUCAAACGAAAACAACAGGAAGAAGCCGUUCGGGAGUGUCUAGAAAAACAAAAGGAGCUGAACUCUGCCAUUUCCGAUCUCUCCAACUUCGAGCAGACCAUCUACACCACCAAGCUCAACAUCCAGCUUGAUCAGCAACGACCCGAAGAAGGUGUACAGGGCAUUGAAGGAGUCAAGGCGUCCCUCGACGAGUGGGCGGCCCGUGUUCGUCAACAGCUCGAAACUGCCGAUCGCCUAUGCUCCGAACAAGCUGAUCAACUACCGCCCGAGCAGUACGCACUGCUGCGCCAAAAACGUGACCAACUUGCCGAGACGUACGAAGCUACCGUCAGAAACGUAGAAGGAAUUUACGAUCGUCUCCACGAAGUCACUCGCCUACUCAUCGAAUUCUCCUCCGAGUCGUCGGCCGUCCAGUCGUGGAUCACAGACGCAACGCGACGAGCCGGAGAUAUCAAGGCCGAAUCGGCAGACCCAUCUCAAGUAGCCGAGCAGCGACAACGAACCAAACAGCUCCAAGAUGAGGUUGUGCCCGGGGAGGCCAAGCUGAAGAAGAUCGGGUCUAUCGUCGCGAAAAUUGAAGCAGAACUGGCCGCCAUGCAUGAAAGUGCGCCCCAGAUUCAGGUGGCUGGACUCAGCGGCGAUGAGGUGAAGCGGACGCUCUAUCGAGUGGAAGAUGAUUACCAUGAGCUGCUUCGGCAGUGUCAGGACCUCGGCUCCUUCCAGAAUCGUGUCGCCGCCCUGGGAAAUGACCUCAACGAGCGUGCCGGCCGAGCUGACAAUUGGCUCCGAAGCCUUGAAGAUCAACUCAACGAGCUUUUCGGCAAGGGAAGACCAGUAGAAGAACGACUUCGAAUGGCCGACGAAAUGAAUCGGCGAGUGGCAAAUGAACAGUCACGACUCGAUGAUGCUGAACAGGCCGCAAAGAAACUCCUUGGAGUCCUGGAAGGAAUGCCAGGGUACGAGGACGUCAAGGAGAAGCAAGAGCGCGAGCAGUCCGAGCGUAGAAGGCGCCAUAGCUUCGUUGUUGAGCAGCUCCAGAAAGCGAUGAACGAAGCAACGGCCGAACAAGCUAUAGCCGAAGGCGUACGCGACGCUGUCGAGGGAUUGGUCAGCUGGGCAGAUGAUUUGGCCAAGAAGUCCGAGCAAUCCAGAGCAAUUCCGUUGAAAGAAGAUACGCUAGCAGCGCUCCGGAAUGAAGAUCAUCUACUGAACACGGAAGCUGAUGCUAAGGGAGCGUUGGCUCAGCAGUUGGAGACGGAGGUUCGGAAAUUGUCGGAUACGAACCCUGCGUUGGCGAAGCACGUCGAGGGCCAGUUGGCCGAGGCGAAGCGAAAGUUGGGGAAGGCCAACACGGAGCUGAGAGGAUUUAGAGAUAAUGUGGAUGAUGCGAUUGGAGGGUUGAGAGAUUUGGGACAUCGCACGGAGUUGAUUGGACGGCACAGUGAUGCUCUGAUGGGACAGGUAAAACCAAUCCCGCCCAAAGAUCAACAACGGCUUGUCGAGGCCGAGCAAGCUGUUAAAGCCCUCGGCCAAGAAGCCAUUGAAGCCGCUACCGUGAUGAAUCGCCUCCUCUCGAUUCCGCACGUCACCGACACGGCCGACGCAGAGAAGAUGAUGACCGAAGCUGGGGCUAAGGUUGACGCCGUCGCGGAACUUGUACAAGAUAAGCUCAGAAAAGCCAAGGACCUCGACCAACUCGACAUCGAGUUCAACGCCAAGAAGGCCGAAUUCGAAAAGUGGCUAAAUCGAGCUGAAGAUGAAGCCGCGGCCAUUGGGCCGUUGAAGACGAGCGCGGAGGAGUUGAAGGAGCAGAAGAAGGAGUGCGCGGAGCUGAUCGAUCGACUGCCAGAAGGGCAGCCCAAUUUGGAGGCGUUGGAGAGGAUGUCGAUGGCUAUUGCGGAGUUGGAGACGGUUCCUGGAAGCCGCGCAAGCAGCGUCCCACGCAACGUCAUGGACCUGCGCUCCCGCUAUGACCAGCUCGGCUCGUCGCUCCAAGACCGCAGCGACCGCAUCGGCGAGCAGCUCGACAAGACCGCACAGCUUGAAGGCCAGGCUGAAGCAGUCCAUCGGUGGAUCGCCGAGCAGCGAGCGAGACUAGCUAAUGAGCUCCCCCUCGAACUCAACGACAACGCCGUAAAAGCUGCACGCGACAAGCUGGAGAAGAUCGAGAAGGAUUCACGCCAAGGUCAACGGCAAAUGGAUGAAGUUCGAAUGCAGGCUCGAGAACUCGCGCGCACCAACGCCGAAGCCGGGCGGACGAUUGGACAGCUCGAGAGGGCUUUGGACCUCGAAUGGGAGGCGCUGCAAACUGGGCAAGAUGCCGCGCGCAAGCGGAUAGAUCAGGCGGAGAAGGUUGUUGACCGUCUUGGUCAGCUCGAUCGGUGGAUUGGGGGCAAGCAAAGGCUUGUUGAUGCUCUACCGGCACCGUCGACGGAGCCACAUGAGGCCAAGGGGUUGAGGAAUCAUAUUGAUAUGUUGAAGCUUGAUGCCGACAACGAGCAGUCCAGCCUCGACCAAGUCUCCAACCUGGCCGAGAAGCUCCUCAACGAAGCCGAGAACGAGGCCGACAAGGAGGCCAUCCGAAACAGGAUGGAGGAGCUGAAGAAAAGGUGGGGCUCCCUCGGCCAGAGCCUCGAUUCUCGUGACGAACAAGCCCGCAGCGCCGCACAUCUUGGAGCUGAUAUCCAGCAGCUGGACCGCCAGAUCAAAAAAUCGCUACACGACCUCGAGCGUGAAGUCGAUGCGGCUAGCCGACUCCCCUCCAACGAGAUCGAGAAACAGCUGGCCUUGUUGGACUCGUUGAAGCAGAGGGAAGGAUCGGUGGAAGAACUCAUCGACGCCCUUGCCGAAAAGGAAGCGGAAGCCGGCAGCAUCGGCAUAGACGCCGGAAACCGUGCGGAAAUUGCUGAUAUCACCCAGGGGAACAGGACGAAGGCUGCUGAGCUUGACAAGAAGAUCGACUCGGUAAAGCAGGCGGCUCUGACAGUGCGUGGCGAGGGUGACGCUCUCGAGAAGCGGCUGGACGCCCUGCUUGGAGACGUGCAGCUGGCAGCUCUAGAAGUGAAUAACGCGCCUCCAAUCUGCGCGGACCCCACGAAGCUGGCGGAGGCGAUGGGACGGUUUGAGAAGGUGUACAGCGGAGUGCUAGGAAGGGAGGGCGACGUCAGCCUGGUCAGGGCCAAGGUGCAAGAGCAGUUGCUGAACAACCCGGAAGCCAAACCAGAGCUUCGGGCAAAGCUUGACCGGCUUGACAAGGAGUGGCCACCACUUUUGGAGGCGACUAAGGAGAAGAGAAACGCUUUGGACAAGGCCAACGAGCUGGUCAAGCAGUUCAAAGACGCCGAGAAGACGUUGAAGCAGCAUUUGGAAGAUGAGGAAAAAGAAUUGGCCAAGGCCAUCGAGGCGGCACUUGGAGAAGAUAAUCCGACAGACGCCUUCCGACCCCUUGAAGCUUCGAUCGAUCGCAGAGUGAACGAAGCUGAAGCCCUGGAUGGACUUGCUGAGAAGAUCGAGAAAACCGCUCCCGGACCGGAUGCCCGGCACCUGAAACGUGGAGCCGAAAACCUGCUUGAUGACGUCAGAGCUCAUGGGAAGAAGGCGAGAACGGCACUGCAGGUCGCCCAGAAAAAGGCCGACCUCCACGCGCGGUUCAAGCGAUUGGCCGAUGAAGCCUAUGGUCUUUGCGCUGCCCGUGAAGCUGAUCUUGAUAGAGAUCAAGGGCAUUUGAAUCGAGAACGGCUUCAAGCGAAACUCUCUGAAGUCGAGGCGUACUGGGCAAAGACGGGGCGCGAGCUGAAGCAGCUCUCCGAUGAGUUGAGCACGAUUUUGCCAGAAGAGCAAGCCGAACAGACCCGCGAGACGGCAGAUGAACUGGAGGGGCUGUUCGAGAACUUGGUGGACAAGAUGAGAUCCGUCGACGGCAAGCUGGCCGAAAAGAAGGACGAAGCCGAGCGCGCACGCGAGAAGACGAACCGCCUGGCGACGAGGCUAAACUCCUUAUACUCGGACCUCAACGACCUCGAGCCGAUCGGGCGCAGCGCAGAGGAGCUGGAGCGUCAGCGCGGGCAGUGCGAGGAGAUGGAGUCCGAGCUCGGCGAGCGGGACAAGGAGCUGGCUGAUGUUGAAGCACUUUGGGAGGCCGCGAUCAAACACGAUGCCAUCACGCCCGAGCAGUUCGACAACAACCAGCAGCAUGUCGACGACUUGAAGAGGCUAAUCGGCAAGGGCAAACGGAAGCUCGGCGACCGCCACAAGAAGAUCAACGCCAUCGGUGAGGAGGUGGCCAGGGUGGAAAGCGAAGCCAAUGCGGUGAUCAACGACAUUCAUCAGUUGCAAGAGUCCCCGGCGCUGCAGAGCGAUAAUGGACUUUCAGAGCCGAAAGCUCAAGCCGAGGCUCUGCGUCAACUCAAAGAACAGCUAAAACCGACAGCCGAACGAGCUAAAGCCGUCCAGGGUGAAUGCAAGGCGCUGAUCAAGUCUGCGGCUCCUGAAGCUGACACCAAGCAGCUGAGCCAAAUACUACAAGACGUUUCCAAGGCCCUAGGCGAUGUCGAUGCUCAGAUUGGCGCCCGACAGCUCGCUGUUGAUGCCGCCGUGCAGCAGAUGGGCAGCUACAACGAUGCGCAGAGGGACCUCCAAAACUGGCUCGAAGAAACCGAGGAGCUAGUCGACAACCAGAAGCUCCCCUCAGCAGACGCCAAAGUCGCUCGUGCUCAACUCCAGAGCUAUGAUGUCAUCCUGAAGCAUAUUGAAGACAAGCAGGCGUCAGUUGAUGGCUUCCAGCAGAUGAUCGGCAAGCUGGCCGCCCUCACUUCUGAUGCUGACGAGAAACGGGCGCUGUCGGCAAAGGCUGACGAGAUUACCGGUCGAUAUGAGGAACUGCUAGAUGGUGCGCAACGCGGCCAAGCACGUCUACGAGACGCUGUAGAUCUGGCGGAGAAGCUGGGGAAGGAGCUCGGACCGUUCGAGCAGUGGAUAGGGAGCACGGAGAAACGCAUCUCCCAACUCGGUAAACUUCCCACAGACACCGAACGUCUCGUGGCCCAAGUCCGAGACGUUGAGGCCAUCCAGGACGACAUCGACGGCAAGAUCGAAGCCGUUCAGAAGCUCUGCCAGCUCGGUCCUCGCCUCGCCGCCCUCGUCAGUGUCGAAGAAGCCGGGGCGCUUGAAGCCCAACUUACAGCUGCAACCGCAAAGCAUGGACAACUUGCCGACAGAACUGAACAAUGUCGAAUCGGGCUCGAGGCGAUGGCCGAGCAGGUGUCGAACUUUGAACAAGACGUCGAAGCGUUGGCUGAGUGGCUGACAGCUAUAGAGCAGGAUAUGGCUGAUGUUGAGGAGCUGCCGAUCAAUCCUGACGAGUUGUUGGAGCAGACAAAUUUGCUAUCGGAACUUGUCGAAAACGUCACUGAGAAAGACGCGCUCGUCUCCAGCGUCUGCCAGGUUGGGAAGGAGUUAUGCCGAGAAGCGGCUGCGGAAGAUGCUCUUGCACUGCAGGCCCACGUCGAGAAGUUGAAACACCGAUACAUCCGAGUGGCUGGUUGCGCAGAUGAAAAGCUGGCCCUCCUCACCCGAGCCAUCCCCCUGUCUGAUCAAUUCCAUGACGGAUACGACGGCGUGAUGGCUUGGGUUGAAGCAGUCGAAGCCGAUCUACACCAAGCUGAUGGCUUCGACAUUGACACCCAGCAGCAGUUGAUCCACUCGUUGGAGAUUGACAUUCAGGAAUGGAGACCCGAGGCGGAAGUAGCCAUGCAGCUGAGCGACGAAGUCUCCCAACUCUGCAAGGAAAGAACAGAAAUUCUUGGCCAAACCCUCGCCCACGUUGACGAGAUCGGCCAUUCGUUCGAGGACAUGAACCGCUGGCUCGAUGAGGUCGAGCGAGACCUAGCCGGUCAGCCAUCCGUCACCACAGCAACGCCUUCGCAUGAGUUGGCCAAGCAGCAGCAGCACAACUUGGAACUCUCCGCUGUCAUCGCUGCCCAAACCCCCUUGGUCGAGCGCUUCGAGUACAACGUCAACUCCCUUGCCGAACUCGUCGGCCCGGCCGAUGUCCAAGCUCUGCGCCAAAUCUACGAUCAAAUUGUUGGCCGCUACAAUGACGUGAAAAACCAAGUGAAAUCAAGAGGAGAAGCCAUUGACAGUAUUCUGGAUGCGACAGAGGCAUUCGGCGAUCGUCUCGACGUCUUUUUGGCGACGCUGGAAGGAGCCGCAGAAUCGCUACGUCAGCCAGCAGCUGUGUCGGCAGAUCCGGGAUUGCUCCAGAAUCGCAUUGCGGAGAAUGAAGCGCUUUUGGACUCGUUGAGGGAGAAGGAAGCCGCCCUCGACGCGAUGAAGGAACGAGCAAACGAGCUGCUCGCCAGGGCACAGCCAGGCGAUGCUGCCGCUUCAGAAGUGGCCGCCAAGAUCCAGGCCCUCGAUCAGUUAUGGGGCGAAAUCGGAAGAGGUGCCGAGAUGCGCGGCGCGUUCCUCAACGACGCGCUCGCCAAGGCGCACCAAUUCUGGGCCGAGCUCGACGACUGCCAGAAGGCCAUCGACGACUUGAAGGCCCGCCUCGAGACCCUGGAGCCAGCCAUCGGACAACCAGAACGACUACGCGAGCAGCAACAAGGCCUCACCGAUAUCGAUGGGGCACUCUUCUCCGACAAGAGCCUCCACCUCGGCAAGGCCAUGGAGGAGGCCAUGCAGUUCCACGACGACCUGUCGGCGCUGCACGAGUUUUUGGAGGCUGCUGAGCAGCGCCUCCACUCUAUGGGCCCAGCCGAAAACGUGGCCGUCGAGGAGAUCCAACCCAAGCUCGAGGAGCUCCAACUUUUCCGAGCCGAACUUGACGAUCACGCCGUGUUGAAAGAAGAAGUCAACCAGAAGGCACACGGCCUGACAAUUGGCCGUCCUGCGCAUCAAACUGCCGCAGUGAGAGUGCCUAUCGCCGAACUCAACGGUCGAUGGUCCAAACUCUACGGCGACAUUGCCGACCGUGAGCACAAGAUCGAGAGGGCCAUGCUCGAGAUGGGACGCCUUGGCGAAGCCCAACUCGAGCACGCGCAAGGGGAGACGGACUCAUGGCUGGAGAGCGCGAAGGAUCUCGAGUUCUGGAUGGCCGAGAUGGGGAUCAGACUCGACGAGGAGGCACCCGGAAGUGCUAACCAUCAGAAGCUGCUGGAAUGGAGGGACGAGGCAAAGGAAGCCCAAGCCGAACUCACCGCCAAACGCCCGGAAUACGAGGCGAUCGAAGCCGCCGCGGACGCGCGCGCGGAAGCGCUGCGGAAGGCGAUGGAACAAGCCGAAGACUUUGACGCGAAGGCCCAUGGGCUGUUGGCUUGGAUGGACGGGCUGGACGACAGGUUGAAGGCCGCCGGAAAGGAGCCCAACCUCGACAAGGCCAUCCCCGCCGCGCAGGCCGUGCUCGACGAGUUGAAGGCAGAGGAGGCCAGGAAAGAGGUCGUGCUCGCUCGAGGUCAAGACAUUCUCCAGAAAGCGCAUCCGAAUGCCGAGCAGCCGAUGCGGCAUUGGAAUCGACUGCUGGCGGCUAGGUGGAAGGAAGUCGAAGAUCAAGCCCUGGAAAAGGUGGCCGACCUCAAGGAGCAGCGCCAGAAGAGCGAGGAGCGCGAGAAGGCCAUCAAGGAGCUGAUCACCUUCGUCACCAAGAAGCGCGGUGAGCUGGGCGACAUGAUCGCGGCGCCGACGCCUGAAGACUUGGAUACGGUAGACCGAAUGCUGCAGGACUACGAACUGCUCGACUUUGAGCUGCGAGAGAAGCAGCCGGAUGUCGAGGAGACGAUCCAGGGCGGCCAGAAGGAUAAGAACCCUCGUGCCUCUCAACUCUCAGAUGAGUGGAAACGAGUGUGGCUCGAUGCGAUGGGCCACAAAAACGCGCUCGACGAGGCCAAGGAGAUGCUAGAGGAGAUGAAGCGGCUGGAGGGAUGGGAAUGGGAGGAUUGGAAGGAGAGAUACUGCGACUGGAACGACCACGCUAAAGGGAGGGUGACAGAUCUGUUCCGCCGGAUCGACCGGACAGCCACCGGAAAUGUGCCAAGACAGGCGUUCAUUGAUGCCAUUAUCAAUAGUCGCUUCCCCACCUCACGACUCGAAAUGGAAAAAGUGGCCGACCUGUUCGACAACAACGGCUUCAUCAACCAUAAGGAUUUCACCAACGCCCUACGCUUUGAUAAGACGCGUCGCGUCGAGCCUCGUACUGACGGUGAGCGGAUCGCGGUUGAGAUUGAGCGCCAGGUGCGCGGAUGUUCGUGCUGUCAGCCUUACAAGAUUGAGAGGAUCGCUGAAGGACAGUAUCGGUUCGGCGAUACUCAAAUCAAGCGGAUGGUACGGAUAUUACGUUCGACGGUGAUGGUUCGAGUCGGAGGAGGAUGGGUGUGUCUCGAGGAGUUCUUGAAGAGCCACGAUCCGUGUCGGGCGACGAAACGCCGUAACGAUGUGCUGAACAACCUGCGUGGCAGCAACGAGCGCAUCAUCCGCGACAGCAUGGAGAUGUUCACCAAAAACCGUCAUGCUCGCUUUGGGUCUUCAGAUUCUGAGCCGCAAUUUGCGGUGCCGGGACCGAUUAUUAAGAUCAGAGAAAAAACCGAGCGCAGCAUGCCAAUGUUCCCCGGACAACAUCGCCCGGGCGGCUCGGCCCAUUCCUCGAAUUCCCGCCUCCGAACCCCGUCCGACGUCUCGCUAGGAGAUUCCCGAAUCGGCAAAGGAUGGCCUGGGAAUUCUCCAUUUGGGUCCCAGCAAUCGCUGGAUAAGGGGAGCCGACCGCCAAGUAGAGCAAGCGAGAGUGGACCCGAUAAGCCGACGAGGAUACCUUCGUUGAGAGGAAAGAAGGGAGUACGAUACAACCCGCCACGCCAGCUC
Molecule: messenger RNA, 12891 nt
Organism: Mesorhabditis spiculigera
Lineage: Eukaryota; Metazoa; Nematoda; Chromadorea; Rhabditida; Rhabditidae
Source: the annotation of a GenBank genome assembly